AUGAAAGAAAAUAACGAUCACAUCCAGGCUAUGGACGUUUCAGACGCGCAGACGCUCCGCGACCAUGAUGCCGACCGGCAGACUCGCGAAGUCUAUCGGUAUUUUCAACCAGCGAAUCCGGCGGCACUGAACGCAUCAUGGCUCCCCUGUGGGAAUGAUGCGGCAUCUAUACCAGACCUGUCGACGUCGAACACCUUCGCUGUCCGCGACAGUUCCGUCACCGCUGAAGCCAGCGGGUUCUCUAGCCCGAACACGACUUUGACGUCAUUUGCACAACUUGCAGCCCUACGUCUGAACGCGCAGCGUGCCUUUAUUACAAUAUUAAAUCGAGAUUUCCAGUUCAUUUUGGCUGAAGCCACCACAGAUACUAACAUUGGAGGCUCAAACUUGGCAUCGGGGAAAGGGGAUCAACUGUUCGCAGGAACAUCCACAUUGAGAAACAGCUCAAGCUGGAACAUAUGUCGGGAGACAGUUGAAAUUCCUUCGGAUAAGCAAGAUAUUGAACAAGAUGUACAAAAUCGCUUUUUGAUCAUCAACGAUCUUUUGCAGCACGAUCGCUUCAGACAAUUGCCCUUCGUAAAAGAAGAGCCCCACUCCCGCUUUUAUGCCGGAACGCCUCUGACCACCGACGAUAAUAUCAAUAUAGGUUGCUUUUUUGUGCUAGACUCCACGCCCCGGGAAGGUUUGUCUGAAAUUGAAAAGGAUGCAUUGGGUACAGCGGCAGCAAUGGUCAUGAACUACUUACAGGUCAGCCGUCAAGCCAUAGAAGGGCGCCGCGCUUCGCGACUGUCAAAGGGCCUCCGUCUUUUCGUCGACGGCAACUCCAGUUUCCCCGACAGUUCUCACAGGUCGGGGUCGAUCAGUUCCAGUUCCAGUCAAGCCUCUCGGGCAUCUCCAUCCCGUCGCACGAGCCCAUGCACAAUCUCUCGCAAGAGUGAUUUCAAAUCUUACUUAUCACAUGCCGAGGACAUGGAUGGGCGGCUUCAAGAUGUCGAUACACGCUCUUUAAGCCCAUCUUCAGAUGAGUGGACACACAAGGAGAUCUCUACUGCCGCGACGUCAUUGCCAGACUUGCCUCCAGGUGACAAUUCCUCUGUUUCCUCAACAAGUAACGAUUGGAUCUUCCAGCGGGCCGCGAACCUCUUAAGACAAAGCCUGGACCUGAACGGUGCAGGUGGUGUGAUGUUCUCAAAGAUCAGUGACUGUUCACCAGACCAUGUGGUGGGCAAUCGUCAGAACCCUGCUGAAUCUAACUUUCCUGCGCCUAUUCUCGCAAUGUCUACUAGAGGAGAUCCAUUGUUUUAUCGAACAAUGUCGAAGGAGUCAUUGCCGGCAGCCAGUCUGGACAACGCGUUUAUAGCCCAAUUGACUCGUCGUUACCCAAGAGGGAGGCUUUGGUCAUUUCACAGUGAUGGCACUUUGAGCACCUCGGACGAGGAACAAUCGAUCAGCGCGUCUCGCAAACAGCGGAAUAGGUCUAGAGCCUCAGAAACUAGCAAACUGAACAAGUUCUUCCCUGAUGCUUGUCAGGUCAUGUUUGUCCCGCUAUGGAACGCCACAAAAUCCCAAUGGUUUGCCGGUUGUUUCUGCUGGACUCCUCAGCCAACUCGAAUUUUCAGUCGCGCUGUUGAUCUGAGCUCGACUUUUGGUUUCGCUUCUUCUCUCAUGACAGAGUACAGUCGUGUCGAAUCAGUCAUUGCGGACCGCCAGAAGGGUGAUUUUAUCAGUAGCAUCUCCCACGAACUGCGCAGCCCACUACAUGGAGUCUUAGCUGCUGCCGAGCUAUUGGAAGAUACCGAUCUAAAUGAAUUCCAAGACUCCCUUAUCGAGACGGUCAAUGCAUGCGGUCGAACGCUCUUGGAUACGAUGAAUCAAGUCUUGGAUUUCAGCAAAAUCAUGUCAUUGGAGAGGCGGAAGCGGAGAUCUGGUCGGAGAAGAGAUCCAUUGAGACGAAGACAAACAGAGGAACCCCUAGCGCGCAUGGAUCCGUUCGUGUCGACAGAUCUUGCCACGUUGACAGAAGAUGUUGUCGAUAGUGCGUGUCUGGGCCAUUUUCAUCUACAACGGCCAUCAACGUCAAGAAACCAUUCGCCAACUUUGCAUUCCAAACCGGCAGAAGAAGAUGACGAAGCAGAACCUGAUUCAGAAGUGGAAGUCAUCGUCAAGAUUGGCAACGGUGACUGGCUCUACAAACUUCAGCCAGGAUCACUCCGACGCUUGAUUAUGAAUCUUUUAGGUAAUUCCCUGAAGUAUACCAAGAAAGGCCUGGUGACUGUCAGUCUUGAGGCUGCUCAGCGGCCUCGGAGUCACUCCCAACAUCAAGAGCUCCAAGAUCUAGUCACUUUGAUAGUCUCAGACACAGGUAGAGGCAUAUCCAGUGAAUACCUUCGAACACGCUUGUACACUCCAUUUGCACAGGAGGAUACCCUAUCGGUAGGUACCGGUCUUGGUCUGUCAAUCGUUCGCGGUAUUGUGGAAACGCUCAAAGGGACCAUCAACAUCCAAAGCCAAGUGGGGCAAGGCACGACUGUGAAGGUGACAUUUCCCCUUGCACGUCCAGGAAAAGAGAAGAGCCCGCGACCCACACUUGACAGGGAAAGUCUUGUUCCGACGAAACCUACCAUGUCCGGUCCGACUCGUCAUGUAGGACUGACUGGGAAGCGGGCUGCAAUUUGGGGAGUUGACUUCACCCUUCUAAGCCAUGAUCAGUUCUGGUGUUCGAUCGUCCACUACCUCACAGACUGGUAUGGUCUAGAGAUUGUGCCGUGGUCAGCCGAUGAGAAUGUCGAUAUCUUGUUUGCUGACGAACGCGACUUGUCUGAAGGAAAUUUGAAGCAGUUUCCCAUCCAGUCACCACGUCUGCUCCUCUUUAGUAACGAGGUUGGCAACUCUGGUGAUUCUAGGGCAAGAUGGACUCAUCUCGCUAAGUCUCUGAUGGUUCUGCGUCGACCUUGCGGUCCACGAAGACUCGCGAGAGGGAUCCUCAAUUGUCUCAAUUCAACGCCCGCUCCAACCCCACCACGCCCAUGCAGUAUUGAAAAAGAAUUUGAGGUGACAGAGCGACCAAAAGCUUCAAGCACGUCUCAAUUCUCCAAAGAACCUUCUCUCUCAUCAUCUGAGCAUUUGAGUCCAUCGACCUCUAUAUCAGUCAACGCCAGAUCAGUCCCAUGUACUUGUGGAAGAUAUCCCAUCAGUCGUGACGAUACUGUACGCCUUCCGGAUGCAGAGUUUUCCGGUCACGCUAUGUCUCGCAAUGCCCCUCUGAAAGGUCAUAUGCCCUCGGCUACGCUCUCAUCUUCUGGCGACCCAGCUGCUAUGGAACCUUCACCUGCAGGCGAAGACAAACCCCGGGUGUUGCUGGUAGAUGACAACGAGAUCAACCUUCGCCUUCUACUAACCUUCAUGAAGCACCAGAAGGUCAAGGUGGUGGACACGGCCGACGAUGGCAGAGUAGCGGUUGAUGCCGUUGAGCGAAACUUGCAGGGAUACGACUUAAUUUUCAUGGACAUAUCAAUGCCUAUCAUGGAUGGAAUAGAAGCAACUCGCGCCAUCCGCGCGCUAGAAAAAGAACGUGAGGGCUGCGUUCCCGCGAAAAUUGUCGCGUUCACGGGACUCAGCAGCUUGCGCGACGAAACCAACGCGCUGGAAGCAGGAGUGAAUUUGUUCCUGACGAAGCCUGUUUCGUUCAAGGAAGUAUCGCGGCUGAUCACUGAGUGGGAAAUUAUAUCAUCGACCUGA
Molecule: messenger RNA, 3738 nt
Organism: Penicillium maclennaniae
Lineage: Eukaryota; Fungi; Ascomycota; Eurotiomycetes; Eurotiales; Aspergillaceae
Product: GAF domain-containing hybrid sensor histidine kinase/response regulator
Exons: 3
Coding region: 1-3738 (1245 amino acids)
Biological process (GO): phosphorelay signal transduction system; protein autophosphorylation
Molecular function (GO): histidine phosphotransfer kinase activity; phosphorelay sensor kinase activity
Source: RefSeq, a predicted model, not a curated record